UGGAGAGUAGGAGAAGCGAGAAGUAGGGAGAUACUGAACCUGCCAUUGCAGUUAGGCUGCAUUGGAACCGAAGAGAACGAGUUCCAGUAAUUAGUUUCUGAGGAUAAACAUCUUGCUCAGAACCAGCUUCAAAGAAAAUAAUUCGCCGAAACAUAUUGUAAGGACAAAGUAUUUAAUUUUGGACUUUAGGGGGAAAAAAACUGACAUGCUAUUUUUCGUCCUGUAAAAAAAAAAAAUUAAAAUUCACUGCCCGGCAGCAGGGCGAAAAAGGGAAGGAGGGAUUUCUCGGUUUUAUUUGAGGUAUUCACCACUCUAAACUUACUGCUGUGAGUGGACAUGAACAAAAUGUCUGCCAGAACUGCUUCUAGUAAGAGUGGAGCUAUGGAGGAAACUGUAAUAUGGGAACAGCAUACAGUGGCCCUUCACAGGGCUGCUGGGUUUGGAUUUGGCAUUGCAAUUUCAGGAGGCAAAGAUAACCCCCAUUUUCAGAGCGGUGAAACCUCCAUAGUAAUAUCAGAUGUGUUGAAAGGAGGCCCAGCUGAGGGUCUGUUACAGGAAAAUGAUCGUGUUGUUAUGGUCAAUGCUGUUUCUAUGGAUAACGUAGAACAUGCGUAUGCUGUUCAGCAGUUGCGGAAAAGUGGAAAGAAUGCACAGAUUACAAUCAGACGGAAAAAGAAGGUUCAAAUUCCGGUGGCCAGGACGGAGCGGGAGACGGUGUCAGAGCAUGAAGAGGACAGCUAUGAGGAUGAGCCGUACGAUGAGACAAGCGCGAGAAGCGGCCCAAGUGCCUACAGCAGCAGCAGGAGGAGUGAGCGCAGCAUGGCAGGGAGAAGGGACCGCAGCGCGAGCAGAGAGCGCAGCUUAUCACCACGAUCAGACAGGAGAUCUGUGGCUUCAAAUCUACCACCGAAACCUGCAAAAGUCACUUUGGUGAAAUCCAGAAAAAGUGAAGAGUAUGGGUUACGCUUGGCAAGUCACAUUUUUGUGAAAGACAUCUCCCCAGAGAGCCUGGCAGCAAAAGAUGGCAAUAUCCAAGAAGGAGAUGUUGUAUUGAAAAUAAAUGGCACAGUGACGGAAAACCUCUCCUUGACAGAUGCUAAGAAACUAAUAGAACGGUCAAAGGGUAAGCUAAAGAUGGUGGUUCAAAGAGAUGAGCGAGCGACUCUACUCAAUAUCCCGGACCUGGAUGACAGCAUUCCUUCUGCUAAUGCUUCAGAUAGAGAUGACAUUUCAGAAAUUCAUUCACUGGCAUCAGACCAUUCCAACCGAUCCCAUGACCGAUCGCGCCGCAGUCGCUCCCGAUCUCCUGACAGGAGGUCAGAACCCUCAGACCAUUCCAGACAUUCUCCACAGCAAAUCAGCAAUGGCAGGAGCCGGAACGAAGAGAGAAUAGCCAAACCCGGGGCGAUAUCAACUCCCGUUAGAAUUACAGAAGAACCAGUAACAGCUAAGGUUGCGGAGCAGCCUGUGGCUAAAACCUUUGAGGAGAGAUCAGAAAAACAGAUCCCACCUCUGCCAGAGCCUAAGCCUGUGUAUGCCCAGCCUGGUCAGCCAGAUGUGGACCUUCCAGUAAGCCCUUCUGACGCUUCCAUUCCCAGUGCAGCUCAUGAUGAGGGCAUGCUCAGGUCAAGCAUGAAGCUGGUGAAGUUUAAGAAGGGUGAGAGUGUGGGUUUGCGCCUCGCUGGUGGGAAUGAUGUUGGGAUAUUCGUAGCAGGGGUUUUGGAGGACAGCCCUGCUGCGAAAGAAGGCCUAGAAGAGGGAGAUCAGAUUCUCAGGGUAAAUAAUGUUGACUUUGCAAAUAUAAUUCGUGAAGAGGCAGUUCUGUUCCUGCUUGAUCUUCCCAGAGGUGAAGAGGUCACCAUUUUGGCUCAGAAAAAAAAAGAUGUGUAUCGCCGGAUAGUGGAGUCAGAUGUUGGGGAUUCCUUCUACAUCAGAACCCACUUUGAGUAUGAAAAGGAAUCCCCUUACGGACUGAGUUUCAACAAGGGAGAAGUGUUCCGUGUUGUGGACACUCUGUAUAAUGGGAAGCUAGGCUCAUGGCUGGCAAUUCGCAUUGGCAAAAAUCAUAAAGAGGUAGAAAGAGGCAUCAUUCCUAACAAAAACAGAGCCGAACAGUUAUCCAGUGUCCAGUACACUCUUCCCAAAACCGCGGGAGGUGACCGUGCAGAUUUCUGGCGAUUCCGUGGCCUUCGCAGCUCCAAGAGGAACCUUAGGAAAAGCAGAGAGGAUCUCACAGCCCAGCCUGUUCAAUCCAAGUACCCAGCUUAUGAAAGAGUUGUGCUCAGAGAAGCUGGUUUUCUCCGACCUGUGGUUGUCUUUGGCCCCAUUGCUGAUGUGGCUCGUGAAAAGCUGGGAAGAGAAGAGCCUGAUUUGUUUGAGUUGGCAAGGAGUGAGCCAAGAGAUGCAGGGACUGACCAGCGCAACUCUGGGAUUAUUCGCCUUCAUACAAUCAAACAGAUCAUUGACAGAGAUAAACACGCUGUUUUGGACAUUACCCCGAAUGCAGUGGACCGGUUGAAUUAUGCGCAGUGGUAUCCAAUCGUAGUGUUUUUGAACCCAGAUAGCAAGCAGGGUGUGAAAAACAUGAGGACAAGGCUGUGCCCAGAGUCAAGGAAAAGUGCCAGGAAGCUGUAUGAGCGAGCCCUUAAGCUAAGAAAAAACAACCAUCAUCUGUUUACGUCCAUCAUCAAUAUGAAUUCUAUGAAUGAUGGAUGGUAUGGAGCACUGAAGGAGACAGCUCAGCAGCAGCAGAACCAACUAGUUUGGGUCUCUGAAGGCAGGGCGGACGGAGCACCAGAAGAUGAUCUUGAUCUACAUGAUGACCGGCUGUCCUACCUUUCUGCUCCAGGGAGUGAAUACUCCAUGUACAGCACUGACAGUAGACACACAUCCGACUAUGAAGACACAGACACUGAAGGGGGUGCCUACACUGACCAGGAACUCGAUGAAACUCUUAAUGAUGAAGUUGGUCCACUUCCAGAAUCUGCCAUUACAAGGUCCUCUGAGCCUGUCCGUGAAGAUCCACCAGUAAUCCAAGAUGCCCAGGCUUACCCACCCUACCAGCCCCCGGUUCAGCCCGAUUCCCUCCCCAGAACAGACUCAACUGGGUUCAAAAUACCAACACUUCAGCAGAAAGCUGAGGCUGUUCCUGAAAUCCCUAACCUUCCCCAUCAACCUGAGCCUAUUGCUGUUGUGUCAGCGCCCUCUGCUGUUGACAACACUGUAUAUGUAGCUGGUAUGACUCACGAGGAGCGUGCUCCAGCCCCUCAAAGCACCUACAGUCCCCAGGCUGGCUUUCUUAGGAAGCCCACCCAUGAACUAGCCCGGUCAAUGCUAAAUGAUCCUGAACAAUCCAGAUCACCUCUUGCAGAGCCACCAAAGCCGAUGUACAAGAAAGAUCCUUAUGGUGUGGAUGAGCGUCCAAGACAGAACCAUGGUAUAAAACAGCCAGUUGUGGCUCACCCAGUGAAUAGAUAUGAACAAGAGCCACCUCCAAGCUAUGCACCACAGCCUCAGUACCAGGAUGAACAGCCAUAUAGAGAUUAUGACCAGCCACCAUAUAGAUAUGAGUCUGCUGGUAACUUUAUGGAACAGAAAUCUCGCAGCUAUGACUCGCACCUGCAAUACGAGAACCGUGUGCCCCCCUACGAUGACCAGUGGUCACACUAUGAUGAAAACCACUCCCAGACCUACUCGGCCCGACCUCCUUUUGAGAACCAGCAUCCCCAGGAUUAUGAUCCAAGGCUACACUAUGAAGAAAGCGCAGAGCUUGAAUACACACUGCCACAGACCCGCUACGAAGAGCCGCCCCCUCUGGGAUACGACAACAGACCCCGCUAUGAACAGCCAGCGAAGAGCUACGGCAAACCAGUACAGCCCCGUUAUGAAGAACAGCCCCGUUAUGAAGAACAGCCCCGCUAUGAAGAACAGCCCCCUGUCGGGUAUGAAGCACAGCCUCGUUAUGAACCCGAACCACAUGCCUUUCCCCCCCCUGUUUCCAGGUCCCCUGAACCCAAUCCAUACUAUGACCCUCCAGUAAGGACCUAUACACAAGGCCCUCAAAGGGGGUACAAACCAGGACAGUACGAGCCCCCGCUUAAUGCAGAUGCUGCUCUGCCACCACCUCCACAGCCGCAAGCUAAAUCAGAACCACCAAUUGCCUUCACCAAACCACUGCCCCCAACCACAGUGACGGAGCCGGAAGAGGAUCCUGCAAUGAAGCGACAGUCAGUGCUCACCAGAGUGAAGAUGUUUGAGAACAAGAGAUCAGUGUCGGUGGACAGGGCCAAGGAGUCUAGUGACCCUGCUGUUGUCCGGUCUGCAGAAGUAGCCCCCAAGCCCGUUACCGGACCAACUGCUGUUCCCAAGGCCAACUCUCUGAGUCGUCUAGACCAGGAAAAGCCUACAUACAGGGCUCCUGAACCUCAAAAACCUCAAACCAAACCCCCUGAGGAUAUAGUCCGCUCAAACCACUAUGAUCCCGAAGAGGAUGAGGAAUAUUAUCGGAAGCAGCUCUCGUACUUUGAUCGCAGAAGCUUUGAUAGCAAACCAGCCCCUCAGCCAGCUCCGCCUGCGAAUCGCUUCCCUGAUCCUGCCAAACCAGUCCAGCCUCAGACAAACUCCUCCAACUAUUCUUCCAGGGGUAAACCAGCAGAACUGGAGCCUGUGGAUAAAAUCAGUGUUGUAGAAAAGAGAUAUGAGUCUGUGCCUCAGGUUACUCCUCCUCCAUCCCAGUAUGGACUGCCUUCACAGCCUCUGUCAAACCCAUCUGUACCUCCACCUGUACUCCCCAAACCCCCGCUGUCUGAAGUCAGCUCACUGCCAUUGGACGUACACAGUUCCCCCAAGUCCAAAUCUGAACCACCCACUCCGCAGACUAAACCGACCACAGUAAAGCCUAACAACCGAGAGGACACUGUGCAGUCCAGCUACCUUCAACAGAAAAGCUUCCCUGAAAAAGCCCCAGUUAACGGAACUGACCAGCCUCCGAAACCAGUCACCUCCAGCUACAAUCGAUUCACCCCAAAACCGUACACCAGCUCAGCGAGGCCGUUUGAGAGAAAAUUCGAGAGCCUGAAAUUCAAUCACAAUCUUUUGCCCAAUGAUACGCAGCACAAACCUGAACUCCAGACCAAGCCACAGAGCACCCCACCUCAGCCUCCGGUGAAACCACAGUGUUUCCCACAGCCUGCUGAGUUCGACAGUGGAAUGGAUACCUUUUCCAGAACUGCAGAAAACCGGCCCAAAUAUCAACAGAACAAUGUCAAAGCCAUGCCCAAGGCUAUCCCUGUAAGUCCUGGUGCGCUGGACGAUGAUGAAGAUGAAGGUCACACUGUAGUGGCAACGGCACGAGGAAUCUUUAACAGCAAUGGUGGAGUCCUGAGUUCCAUUGAAACCGGUGUCAGUAUCAUCAUCCCACAAGGAGCCAUUCCUGAGGGAGUGGAACAGGAGAUCUACUUUAAAGUAUGCAGGGAUAACAGCAUCCUACCCCCCUUGGACAAAGAGAAAGGAGAGACGCUGCUCAGCCCGCUGGUGAUGUGUGGACCUCAUGGACUGAAGUUCCUGAAGCCUGUGGAGCUGCGCUUACCUCACUGUGCGUCUAUGACCCCUGAUGGUUGGUCUUUUGCUCUAAAAUCCUCCGACGACUCGUCGGGUGAUCCUAAGAGCUGGCAGAACAAAUCCCUUUCUGGGGAUCCUAACUAUCUUGUCGGAGCAAACUGUGUCUCCGUUCUCAUCGAUCACUUUUGAAGCGGGAAGCAGCUGGUCUGUUGAUGAAUGUGAAAACUGGGAUUAUGUCCUUUUUCAGGGACUGGACCACUUUUAAGUAUUAAUCAUGCUCUCAAAGAUUUGGUUACUGAAUUUACACAAAAAAAAAAAAAAAACAACAAUGUUCAGGUUCUUUUUUAAGUGCUGUUCAUUUUGGUGCUUAAAAGCUCACAAAGAACUAGUCUCUUGAACCCUUGUUCAAAGCAUGCCCAGUGCCACAUAUUUUGAAUCCUGUUUUAAGCCAGGUUUCCCAGUCUUACUUCUUUUUGUGAGGAUUUGCAUGGGUUAGAAAGGUAUUAAAUGAGAGAUGAUGACUAUUUAAAACUGCAGUGAUAGCGGUUUUAAUGGUUAUACUUAUCAGAUUGUGGUGUGCUCUGCCAUUUAAAGGUGUUGGCAAACGUAUUAAAAACACUUAAAGAUGAAAUUGACAUGUGAAGGGUUUUUCAGCUACAGCUAGGAUUUGUAAUGCUGUAUUUUUUUGCUUAGCAUUAAUCAGUUUACCUGAUUUUACUGUAGGUAAGUGCACUGCAUUUUGGUUAGCAUUGGCUCUCCAAUUUUAAAGGGACUAUGCGUGUGCUAUGACUGGUUCUGGUGCCUGCUCAACCUUGUACAUUCAUCACCGUUAUUCUAUUAACAAGCAGGGAUGCCUUACCCUUUAUUUUUCACUUUCAUUUUGAAGGUUUUUAUGACUUAGAAACCUUUUUACAUUUUUGUUUUUGAAUUUAUAUUGAUAAAUUAUGAAAUUGUGUACUUUUUUUCCAUUGUAUAAAACACACUUGGCUGAGUACACAAGAGAAGUAAUAGUUGAGAAAGAUAUGUUUUUUUUUUUUUUUUUUUUUUUUUUUUUUUUGCUGCUAUGCUUUUGGAACUUCCAGAUGCAGAAAGUGUGGCUGUACAUACUGCUAGCAUAUCGCCUUGGUGCUUGGUUUGUAAAUUAACUUUUUUGUAUGUCUCUCUCUUUUUGUUAUUUUGUAUAAAACAAAAGUGAAAAAAAGUUUCUAAAAAAGGCUAUCUUUGUAUUCUGGUAUACCCUUGAGGCACCCUUGUAACCUUAAUCAAACCAACUUUUCUACCAGUAUAUACACUACAUUUUUAACAGUCACAGGAACUUUUUAUGUUUAUCUACAAAAAAAAGAGCUUGGUUUAAAUGAAUUUAAAACUCUGUAUUCAAAGGGUAUGCUUUGAAAAGUGUUCCCUUCAUUUAUUUGUGAUACUGGAUGCUGUACUGUGUGCCCUAAAAUGUAUUUUUGUACUAAUAGACAAUUUAUUAUGGCACAGCAGUACUAUUUUCUUUAGAUGUUAUAACACUGCUUUUAUCAGAUAUUAGCUAUUCUUCACGUGUGGCUGAUUUUUUCUUUACAAAACAUUUCUAAGUAUACCACUGAAUGAAUUAAUAAAACAUUUUUAAA
Messenger RNA from Polyodon spathula (Mississippi paddlefish), 7175 nucleotides. RefSeq names its product tight junction protein ZO-1-like. The transcript is spliced from 28 exons. Gene Ontology annotation, molecular function: cell adhesion molecule binding. Gene Ontology annotation, biological process: positive regulation of blood-brain barrier permeability; protein localization to cell-cell junction; establishment of endothelial intestinal barrier. The record is from RefSeq and is a predicted model, not a curated record. NCBI's taxonomy places the organism in Eukaryota, Metazoa, Chordata, Actinopteri, Acipenseriformes, Polyodontidae. Bases 337 to 5748 code for a protein of 1803 amino acids. Gene Ontology annotation, cellular component: plasma membrane; bicellular tight junction.